UGUCUAGAACCCCCUCUCUCUCUCUCCAACCCCUUGUCCUCCUCUCUUCUCUCUCACUUUCUUGUGUUGUUCAUUCCUGAGCAUUCUGUUACAGUUGCAAGUAACUCAAACCACAUUGUAACCACAUUUUUUUUUCAGUUUGGCCAGGCUGCAGCUCAAAAUAUUCUUUGAAGAUCUAGCUAUCGUUCCCUCCUUCGACAUCAUUUUCUAACAAGACGAAAAGGGCGUUCCUGUGACAGAUACACAAACAGACGAGUAUAAUGGACCAAAAACAUGAAAUGGAAAUUGACAUGGAAACAGAUGACCUGAAGCGAAAACCUGGGCAGACAGAACAGCAGGAGGAGAGCAGGAGCGCCGAUGCCUUCGCAGAGCUGUUCUCCCAGCGUGAGGGAAAGCUACAGGGCUACCUCCAGGAACUGGAAAGCAUUGCAGGCAGAAUAAUGGAUACACACCAGAGCACUGCCUUGACCAAGACCAUUGGCAGAUCUGCCGGUGCUCUGAGCAAGACUCUUGCCAUGUCCGGGCUCGCCCUCUCUCCUUACACUGGGGGUGCCUCCACAGCACUUACAGCAGCAGCAGUGGUGGUCAGGAAAGCAGGCGGUCCCAGGGGGCCUAUAGCUAGCAUCACAGAAACAACCCGCCGCGCCUUGGACGAGAAGAAAGCGAGAAAAAUCUUCCAGAGGUAUGCAGAAGAGCUAGCCCACGUUAAAGCAUGUUUGGAGGCCAGCAAAACGGAGCAGAAAGGUUCGUCAGACCAGGCAGGCGUGCUGGAAGACAUGCAAUUAAAACCUGCCAGUUUCAUUCCUGGCAACAAGGUUGUUAAGGUAUUGAACAACCCAGCUCUGAAAAAAACAGCAAAGGGUUUGCUAACUGGCAAAAUGGGAAAGUCAGACAUGAAUGUAGAAUGCUUAGCCAGCGUAGCGCGGGCUGUCUCUGAUAUCUCCUCUCUCUAUAAUGGAAGCAGAGAAGAGGUUGCUAUGAAGAUACUGCAGAGAGUAAGUGAAUUGAGGAGCGAGCUGGAUUCAUACAGAGAGCUGCGUGAUGCAUUGGGAAAGGGUCAGCAGGAACAGGCAAAUACACACACACACACUGAUACUAAAUAGAUAAAUAACUCACCUGGUAAAGGCACAACUAUGUGAGGUGUAGGGUGAAUCAUACACACCCUGUAAAGAGGUGACUGGCUUAGGGAUUGCAGGAUUUGAGCUGAUGUGGGGAAUUACUGCAGUGAGGGGGUGUAUCUGGGUAAUACAGUCUAUCAGUUGACAAAGCUUCACCUGUAGGCUUUCACACAAACAGAUUUCCAAUACCUCCAAGUUGCUUGUUUUUUUGGUGAAAUGGAUUUGUUGAUCAAACUUUAUUAUAAGACCAUUACUAUAAUAUUAAUUACAAUGGGCUCUGAAAGGUUUUUUUUUUUUUUUUAAGACUGUUUUGUUUAGGACUGUUUAUCGAAUGAUUAAAUCAAAUUUGCAGUUCAUGUAACAAAGAAGAAGAGAAUGUUUAUAAACUGUCUAACAAAACAACCCAUAAAAUAACAGUCCUUAAAAUUACAGUCCUUAAAAUAUCAGUCCUUAAAACAUUCCUUAAAACAGCCUCUACACAGAUCCCAAUAUCCUCAUAUUUACACACAGAACUGAAAAAGAGGCACAGCGAGACUGUGAGUAACAUUCGACAGCCGUUACUAUGACAGCGAGAUGGCACUGGACACAGCAGGACAUGUUACCAUGGAAACAAU
Messenger RNA from Polyodon spathula (Mississippi paddlefish), 1732 nucleotides. RefSeq lists its product as uncharacterized. The record is from RefSeq and is a predicted model, not a curated record. Gene Ontology annotation, biological process: lipid transport; lipoprotein metabolic process. The coding region runs from base 261 to 1103 and encodes 280 amino acids. Gene Ontology annotation, molecular function: lipid binding. The transcript has 3 exons. Gene Ontology annotation, cellular component: extracellular region; membrane. NCBI's taxonomy places the organism in Eukaryota, Metazoa, Chordata, Actinopteri, Acipenseriformes, Polyodontidae.